Encephalitozoon hellem ATCC 50504 is the source of this 516-nucleotide messenger RNA. Its product is annotated as ER to Golgi transport membrane protein. The transcript has a single exon. Gene Ontology annotation, biological process: vesicle-mediated transport. Lineage: Eukaryota; Fungi; Microsporidia; Unikaryonidae. The coding region runs from base 1 to 516 and encodes 171 amino acids. The record is from RefSeq and is a predicted model, not a curated record. Gene Ontology annotation, cellular component: membrane.
AUGGAUCCUCUCGUAAGUGCAUUGAAGGCAAGAGAAAGCAAGACAUUUUGCAGCCCGAUUCCACAUAGAUACGAGCAGAUGUUCAAGUCAAAGAAGUACGAUCUCGAGCACUUUGGGAUGACGUUCUUCCAGCGUGCGGUGUGCUUUUCGGCAUGCCUGGGCUUGGGAAUCCUCUCGUUCCUCUACAGCAUGUUCAAAAUAGUUCGGCUCUCGCCGUCCGGAUUUAUACUUCCUUACACCAUCUCGAACUUCUUGUUCUUCAUCAUGUUUGGAUUUCUUCUCGGAUUCAGAUCGUAUCUCGAAGGGCUUUUCUCAAAGAAGAAACGCUUCCACAGCUCGUGGUUCGUCGGGUGCACGUUCCUAACCCUAUAUGUUGUUCUGAAGUAUGACAGAUACUUGCUCAAUCUGGCGUUCUGCUUUGUCCAGGUGACGUCAUUCAUUAUGUUUUCACUGACGUUUGUUCCUGGAGGAACCUCAGGCAUGUCCAGCAUGGUCAAUAUGUUCUUCAAAAAAUAA